AUGUUCCACGAGUUGCUGCGGGGCCCGGUGCCACCCAGAGUGCUGCCUUUUCUCGCUGCUGUGCUUUUCCAAAGGAAGGAGAGGAAGGAGACCGGCUUUUAUCGCUGGCAGUGGGAGAAGCACCCUUACUACAACCUAACAGUAAAAGUACUCAGAGCCAGAAACAUCAAGGGUACAGAUCUAUUGUCCAAGGCAGACUGCUAUGUGGAACUGAAACUGCCCACUGCAUCUCCAGUAGUAUCACGAACUCAGGUUGUCGACAAUUCGGAUAACCCAGAAUGGAAUGAAACUUUCCAGUAUCGAAUCCAUAGUGCUGUCAAGAACAUUCUGGAACUGACUCUUUAUGAUGAGGAUGUCCUAAUUAGUGAUGAGCUCACUUCCGUGGUCUUCGAUGUAGGGGGUAUGAAGCCAGGUCAGCCUCUGCUGCGCACAUUCAGGUUGAACCCUGAGGCUAAUGAAGAGCUGGAUGUAGAAUUUUACUUGGAAAAAUGCUCAGAUACUCCUGCCGAGGUACUGACCAAUGGAGUCCUUGUGGUUCAUCCUUGUUUGUCUCUGCAGGGCACUGUCAACAGAGAGGAAAAAUCAAAAGAGAAACAGCAAGGGAGCUGUGAGGUCAAGCUAUCUGUUCCAGGGGCAUAUGAGAAACAGUUGUGUAUUCCUUGGAGACCUGACAGUGAGCAAGAUUAUGGAACCUCAUUUGUCUUUCAUGUGGACAAAGAAUUGCAUCCAGAACUGCAAGUGGAGCUGGAGCAAACCAUAUCUGUCCUACAGGAUGGUGUGAACCCUGAUAUUGAACAACAUACAACAGUUCUGGGACUGGGGACUGUACCGGUUAAUUCCCUUCCUAUUGGACAAAAAGUUGACAGAGUUGUUUCUCUUGGAGAGGGACAAAGUUUGGAUAUGAGUUUUAAAGCUGAAGAGACUACUUGGGAUCUUGAUAUACGCCUGGGUUUUGAUCUCUGUAAAGAGGAGAGAGAAUUUUUAGAUCGAAGGAAGAAAAUAGUUUCUGAGGCACUGAAGAAAGCACUUAACUUAAAAGAAUCCCCUGGGAAAGAUGAGGUUCCAGUCAUAGCAGUAUUGGGGUCUGGAGGUGGCAUGAGAGCACUGACAUCGUUCUAUGGCAGUCUAGCAGGGCUUCAGCAGCUGGGCCUUUUGGAUGCUGCAGUAUACCUAUGUGGCAUUUCUGGCUCUACUUGGUGUUUAUCUACAUUGUAUCAAGACCCUGACUGGUCACAGAAGGACCUUCAAGAUGCCAUCAACAGAGCUCAGGAUGCUGUGUCCAGCAGCAAAGGAGGGGCGUUUUCCCCUGAACGACUGAAAUAUUAUUUCCAAGAGCUGAAUGCAAUGGAGAGUAGUGGACGGAAUAUUUCCUUCACAGAUUUGUGGGGCCUUAUUGUGGAGUAUUUCCUACAACAGAAGGAAGACCCAUCAAAGCUGUCUGAUCAGCAAGAAGCGGUGAAAUGGGCCCAGAACCCCUAUCCCAUCUAUGCUGCUGUCAACGUGAGACCAAACAUUAGUAGUGAUGACUUUGCAGAAUGGUGUGAGUUCACUCCCUAUGAAGUUGGAUUUCGCAAAUAUGGAGCCUUUGUCCGAACAGAAGACUUUGACAGUGAGUUCUUCAUGGGGCGGCUCGUCCAAAAACAUCCAGAGCCCAGGAUUUGUUUUCUACAAGGAAUAUGGGGCAGCGCCUUUGCUGCAAGCUUGGAUGAUAUCUGCAUGAAAGUGGUUGGUAUAGGACUGGGCUUUCUAGAUUCUUUCAAAGAUGUCAUCAAAGUUAUAGAUGAUUGCCGAAGAUUCCAUUUUCGAGAUCCGACACGGCUGAAAACUCGCCUGGUUAUACCUGGGGGCCCCUUGUUGCAAAUUUUCCAGGAUUUCUUCACAUCCCGGGUCACAUGUGGAGAAACCUUCAAUUUCAUGCAGGGAUUGUAUCUUCAUAAAGAUUAUGUCAAUGUCAAGAAGUUUGUAGCUUGGAGAGGCACUCAUCUGGAUGCAUUUCCCAACCAGCUGACCCCCAUGGAAGAGAGCUUGUAUUUGGUGGAUGGUGGUUUUUCUAUCAAUUCUCCAUUUCCUUUGGUUCUUCAGCCAGAAAGGGAUGUGGAUGUCAUCUUGUCGUUCAACUUUUCCUGGGAAGCUCCGUUUGAGGUUUUAGAGCUGACUCAGAAAUACUGCAAGGAGCGGGAAAUUCCUUUUCCUGAAAUCAGAUUGAGUGAUGAAGAUGAAAAGAAGCCAAAAGAGUGUUACAUGUUUGUGGAUGAUAGGAAUCCAAAGGCUCCCAUCGUACUUCAUUUCCCAUUGGUGAAUGACACCUUUCAGAAGUAUAAAGCUCCAGGAGCUAAACGUGAAUCAGAAGAUGAGAAAUCCUUUGGCGACUUUGUCAUUGAGACAAAGGAUUCUCCUUACCGUACGCUAAAUUUUACCUUUGAACCAUAUGAUUUUAGCAGGUUAGUGGAAGUAAAUCGCUACAAUGUACUGAACAGCAAGGACAUUCUCUUCAAAACCCUAAAUCUGGCUCUGCAACGGAGAAAAAUGAAGAAAGUCUUCAACACAUGAGUGACUUAGCUACUAAGGAUCCAGACGGGCUGCAGUGUACGGAAGCUGUGUGAUUCAAGCCAGAAUGCUGAAAACUAAUAGCUGGAAACUGUCUUCUGAGAAGUUAUAUGCGUGUGACACAGAAAAUUCACUCCAGAUAAGAGAUGCUUUCACAAAAAACAAAGGGAUAACAGUGCAGCACUGAGGUUACUAUGCUUAAAAAAAUGGGGACAGGGAGGGAGAAGGGGAAUGAUCUAGCCCAGUAUCUCAUCUUAGUGGCUGAUACCAGAUGACUAGGGAGGACUAUGCAAGUGUCUAGAUAUAAUUUCCCUAACUCCGGUGGUGGUGUUUGAGGAAACACUGAUUUUUUUUCCAUAGCUUUGUCUGUCAUGCUUUUUGAACCUCCAUGACCACUUACAUUAUUUGGCAAGGAAUUCUGCAGCCUCUGACUAUGCACUGAGAGAGUAAAUGUCGUCUUUUGCUUUCAACUUGCUACUUGCUGAUGUCCAUGUACUUACAAGACUGAUUACCUGUUUGCCUUUUUUUAAUUCAUGGAUUGAAAGACCUCUGUGAUAUCUAUUCCUACCUCCCCAAGGAUUAUAAUGACUUUUAGUCUCCUGAAGUUCAAUAGAGUAACUUGCUUUUCACCAAAAACAAACGGUUACAAUAAUAGUUCCCUCUUUUUUUCGUGUGUAGCAACUAAAGACACGUCAAGGGAUUGCUUCUUCCUGAACUUAGUCAUCACAAGCUGAUGAAAUUUUAAAAAUGCUAUAAAUCUCAUGCUUUUUUCAUUUCCUAUAUAAGAGGAAAGGAGAUUCCUUGUAAGAGUCUGAAUUAAAUACUCUUUUCCUUGCAUUUAGGCUUACAAUUCAGCCAGAUCCUUGUUUAAGGAUUUUUUUUCUCCUGUUUGUGUCCAUAUGUUUUAGACGCACCUGUGUUCAAGAUAGGUACACCUUAUAAAUGUGAAUGAAUAAAAUGUCAGCUGCUGCUCUGUUGUGGGAUGGAAUUUACCUCACUUUGCUGAAGACUUAGAGAAAAGGACUGUUCUACAGUUGGAAAAUAUCCAAUAGGUAUAAGUUUUGUAUGUGUGGAUUUUUUUUUUUUUUUUGAGAUGGCAAACAGGCACUGUUUACAUGUGUAACUUCAACAUAAAGCUGAAUGUACGUACUUUG
Molecule: messenger RNA, 3701 nt
Organism: Rhea pennata
Lineage: Eukaryota; Metazoa; Chordata; Aves; Rheiformes; Rheidae
Gene: PLA2G4F
Product: phospholipase A2 group IVF
Exons: 20
Coding region: 1-2550 (849 amino acids)
Biological process (GO): glycerophospholipid catabolic process
Cellular component (GO): vesicle; ruffle membrane; cytosol
Molecular function (GO): calcium ion binding; calcium-dependent phospholipid binding
Source: RefSeq, a predicted model, not a curated record